Dicentrarchus labrax (European seabass) is the source of this 6011-nucleotide messenger RNA. It is a transcript of the gene cpt1a2b, whose product is annotated as carnitine palmitoyltransferase 1A2b. Gene Ontology annotation, molecular function: carnitine O-palmitoyltransferase activity. The transcript is spliced from 19 exons. Gene Ontology annotation, biological process: fatty acid metabolic process; carnitine metabolic process. Bases 164 to 2530 code for a protein of 788 amino acids. Gene Ontology annotation, cellular component: mitochondrion. The record is from RefSeq and is a predicted model, not a curated record. Lineage: Eukaryota; Metazoa; Chordata; Actinopteri; Moronidae.
CUCAGCCUAUCUUUGGCAGCGGCAGUGACUGGCUCGCUGCCUGAAGAGAGCCGUCCUCAGUGCGCUGUGUCCGGGGCUGCAGAAGAAGGGAAGGGAAGGGGUGCGGACAGGCGUUUUCCUAUCAACUUAUCAUCGAGAAAGCUCUUCGAAAGACACUUCAGCGAUGGCAGAGGCCCACCAGGCGGUGGCGUUCCAGUUCACCAUAACGCCAGAGGGGAUUGACCUGCAGCUGUCCUAUCAGGCCCUGAACCAGAUCUACCUGUCUGGAGUACGAUCGUGGAAGAAACGAGUCAGCCGAAUGAGAAACAGAGUGAUCAAGGGAGUGUACCCCGCCAGCCCUUCCUCCUGGCUCUUUGUCGUCAUAGCGAUCCUCGCCACAAUGUACAUGCGCUCGGAUCCCAGCAUGGGGCUCAUUACCAAGAUACAGCAGCACCUGCCGCUAAGUCUCCAUGUGUCUCUCAGUUCCCAGGGGCAGACCAUGGUGUCAGUGCUGGUCUUCAGCACCCUGCUGUGGCUCUCUCUCAUCCUGGCGCUCAGAUUCUGCCUCAAACUGCUGCUCUCCUACCACCAGUGGAUGUUUGAGCAACACGGCCGAGUCUCCAACGUCACCAAAGUCUGGGUGACUCUGCUGAGGUUAUUGUCGAGCAGGAAGCCUCUGCUGUACAGUUAUCAGACCUCUCUACCUCACCUGCCAGUUCCUGCCAUCAGAGACACACUGAGCCGGUACCUGCAGUCAGUGCGCCCUCUGUUGACUGAUCCAGAGUUUAAACGAAUGACCAAACUGGCCAAUCACUUUGAGGCUAACCUGGGAAACCGCCUGCAGCGCUACCUGAGACUCAAAGCUCUGUGGGCCACCAACUAUGUGAGUGACUGGUGGGAGGAGUACAUCUACUUGAGGAGCCGAUGUCCCUUAAUGGUCAACAGUAACUACUAUGGCAUGGACUUCCUGUAUGUGACCCCGACCCCGGUGCAGGCGGCCAGGGCAGGCAACACCAUUACUGCCCUGCUGCUCUACCGCCGCAAGGUCAACCGGGAGGAGCUCAAACCAAGUCGGGUUCCAGGCACUGUUAUCCCUCUGUGUGCGGCUCAGUGUGAGAGGAUGUUCAACACAACACGCACACCAGGAGUCGAGACCGAUGUGCUCCAGCACUGGCAGGAUAGCGAGUUUGUUGUAGUUUAUCACAAGGGUCGCUAUUUCCGGCUUUGGGUGUACCGGGCGGGGCGGCUGCUAUCUCCUCGGGAGAUUGAGCACCAGAUGCAGAGGAUUCUGGAUGACCCUUCACCCCCGAAGCCUGGAGAGGACAAACUGGGAGCUCUCACUGCAGGAGACCGGAUUCCUUGGGCUCAGAUGAGGAAGCAGUACUUCAGUUCCGGCAUCAACAAGAGAUCACUGGAUGCCAUCGAGAGGGCCGCCUUCUUCGUAACCUUGGAUGAAGAAGAGCAAGGCAUGAGGGGAGAGGACCCAGCGGGAAACUUGGACCGCUACGCCAAGUCCCUGCUCCAUGGGAAAUGUUACGAUCGGUGGUUUGAUAAAUCCUUCUCCAUUGUGAUCUACAAGAAUGGGAAGAGUGGACUGAAUGCAGAGCACUCCUGGGCUGAUGCACCCACAGUGGCUCACCUUUGGGAGUACACCCUGGCCACAGAUGCCUUUCAGCUGGGCUACACUGAGGACGGACACUGUAAAGGCGAGGUAGACCGCUCACUACCCCAACCCCAGAGGCUCGUCUGGGACAUCCCCUCAGAGGUUCAGGCUCAGGUGUGCAGCUCCCUGGCUGUUGCCCAGGCAUUGGCAGAUGAUGUCGACUGCCAUGUGUUUCCCUUCAGAGAUUUUGGAAAAGGACGGAUCAAGAAGCUACGCAUCAGCCCUGACGCAUACAUACAGAUCGGCUUACAGCUGGCAUACUACAGGGAUCGUGGUGGUUUCUGUUUGACGUAUGAGGCGUCAAUGACCCGUCUGUUCAGGGAGGGCCGGACAGAGACUGUACGAUCCUGCUCCAACGAGAGCACUGCUUUCGUCAAAGCUCUAGAAGAUGGAGAGGCAGAGGAGCAAUGCAGGCGUCUCUUCAGACUGGCUUCGGAGAGGCACCAGAACCUUUAUCGAAUGGCCAUGACUGGAGCUGGAAUUGACAGACACCUCUUCUGCCUGUAUGUGGUCUCCAAAUACUUGGGGGUGGAGUCACCCUUCCUCAAAGAGGUUUUGUCGGAGCCUUGGCGCCUGUCCACCAGUCAGACACCUGUUCAGCAGAUGGAGCUGUUUGAUCUAAAGAACCACCCUGAUUUCAUAUCGCUGGGAGGAGGGUUCGGCCCUGUUGCUGAUGAUGGUUAUGGGGUCUCAUACAUCAUUGUGGGGGAGGAUAUGAUCAACUUCCAUGUGUCCUCCAAAUACUCCUGCAGUGACACUGACUCCCACAGGUUUGGAGCUCAGAUAAGUAAAGCUCUCCAGGACAUAAUGACUCUCCUCUCAGCUGACACCAAAACCUCCUUGUCCUCCAAAGGCGCAGCGCAGCCUCAGGCCAAGAAGCUCCUCUGAACCCCCCAAGAAAUAAACCCUAAAUAACCCAUUGUCAUUUUUUAAAUUGCAACCGAUUACAUAGCAUAAGACAGAAAAGCAUUAACUAUACAGACGUGAAUUUAAGGAGUAAAAUCAAAGGGAGAUUCCAUGGCAAUCACAUAGCUUUUGGGUCCUGUUCAGACAAGACAGAAACAAAGAUGUGAGGAACCCUGUCGUAUUAAACAGGUCAUCUAUGGUGCCAACUUUUAACCGUGCAUACCUGCAUCAGAGGACUCACCUGGAUGUUAUGAUUUGCAUUCUUCUGUUUUGUAACAUGGAGCUAAAAGCCUUUCUAGAUAAAAGGACUCUAACAAAUGGAUUUGACAGCUAUUCAUCAUUAAUACAGCUAGACCAGUGGUUCCCAGCCCCUGAAAGGACCCCUUAUCUAUCGUUUAGUAAACUUACAACCCCUGCUUAGGUGACAUAUUGUAUGGUGUGUUUUUUUUAGGAAGUUAAGGAAACUUUUUAUACAAGUAUCUAUGUAUCUAUUUUCGAUUAUCUAUCUAUUAUGUACUUUUUUUAAUUAUUUUUGACAAGCACACACGCUUAAUAGGCUUCUUUUUUGACAGUUUCAGAGUUUUCUUGUCCCUGAUGCCUGGCCUUUCGACUGAGACUAUUUACUUUUCUUUAAAGAAUUGAACCAAAUGCUCAGAUAUAGGCCUACUGUGUAAGUUUUGUAGCACAUUUUGAGAAUAACAAUACCUCACAACCCCCUAUGAAGCUUUAGCACCCCCCGGUUUGGGAACCACUAACCUAGAUGACACGUGAGCAUGUAAAACCGCUUCGAAUCCCUGCUUUCUCUGAGAAUAUGAAACCUGCAAUGGGUGAUUUUUAAGAAAGUGGGAGCAAAGGUCAUCACUUAAGAAGGAGGUCUUUAGCAGUAAGAAGCAAAGAAAGAGAGACAAAUGUCGCUGACAACAGGCGGACAGCAUUAAGAGACUCUAAAUCUCAAUAAAAGUGAAGGGGAAAAUGUUCUUUUAGAUGCUGUGCAGCAGUUCGGGGUUAGAUAGGGCCCGUCGGACGUCACUGCAAAACUCAAGAACAAAAGGAGGUUAAAGAAGUUGUAGCCACAUUAUAUUGUCAUUUAAUUUGAUGUAUGAAAUGGGACUAGAGGUUUAUAAACUAGAUGAUGAAAGUCCCACUCUAAUUUUUUUUUUUUUUUUAACUUUAGGAAUAAAUAUUCUUCCACCCAAUGUUCAGGGUUACUUUCACCUAUCCCCUGAUCUCAGGAUAAGCCACAGCCUGAAUCAGUAGUUAGCUGCUAAUGUCUUACAUCUUCAAUGCCAGAGAGAAUGUGUCUGUAUGUGUACUGUGGCUUUCAUACCACACCUGCUAAGAGCUAAAAAAGUAGUAUGCCUUUCCAUAGUGACAGUUAAAGAGAGGCCCUGUGGAGUUUUAACCAUAGCUACCCCUAGGAUUGCCAUAGCACCAGCCUAGCACCCCCAAGAAAUAUCUGUGGCUUCUUUAGAUUUUUUAAUUUUUAAAGUGUGAAUACUAUAAUUCAUAAUCUGAAAAAGGAAUAGAUACAUUAACAAAAUAAACUGAUCUUUUUUAGAUUAAAAGACACAUGAUGAUUGAUCUGAUUUUGUCAAUGGGUGCAGCACGCACUUAACCUUUAAACUUAUGUCCACUUCCUUUAACCCCAAAGCAUUAGCAACAGAAAAUCCCUGGUUUUCUUCUUCCCUGCCAUUGCUGGCACAUAGCUGUGCUUCUUUGAGUCAACAACUUUCAAGGAAAUAAUAGCAUGGAACAGAGACCUACUUGUAAACACUUGUCUCCAUGUUGCCUCUACUGUUUUUUUUUUUUUAAACUCCUUUUAAAGUCAACUGUUGGCAUGCUUAGAGCAUAUCUUUAACCCACUCAGACUGCUCUGGCGACACCAGGCCUGAUAAUCAAUCAGAUUAUUAAAAAUAAUUCAUUGUAAUUUUAAUUAAUUGGAUUCAAUGUUCUAAAUCUUCAAAGUAAAGUACAAUAUUUUCCUCUGAAAUGUAUUGGAGUAGAAGUAUUAAGAGCAAAAAUGACUGUAUCUCAAAUAUGUACUUAUGUGAAGUAAUUUAACAACUGGUUCAGUUGUUAGGUUAUGACUUGGAAGCAGUGUUGUGAAACUGUAAGUGGUGAGUGAUUUUUAUUUAGUAGCUCUAUCUAUUAUAAUCGAGGGUUAUUGUGUCCCAACUGGAAGGCUGCCAACUCCACAGUGUUUUGUGUUAGACUGCUGUGCUCAAAAAGAGUCAUGGGAACACAGGAUUCACAGUGAUGUUGAAAUUUUAUUCAUUGCGGUACAUAGUUUCAAUUUCCACACUUCCAUUAUGGUCUCUGAUGCACUAAUGUUUUGAAUAUUUGACAAUCCAAUCAAAGGCUGUGUUCUGACCGAGAUCAGGUGGUAACUCACAAUGUAACCCUAGGUGUUGUCUUCCUAACCGUGUGUAGGAAGGAAGCAGGAAAGGGUGGGAGAAGCUCAAAUGACUUUUCCAUUUUGUUUGUUUUACUUUAUCUUUUCAGUGGAUUGCUUGAAUAAGGAGUGGCUCUUUAAGGUCAACUGUGUCAGCUUAUCAGACACAGUUGUGUUUUACUGCUGUUGAAUGAAACGCACCUUGAGUGUAUUCUCUCCAUCACUGAGCCAGUUACUAGUUAUUUGUUCCCAGACAUUUUUUUGUUAUUUGGGUCACUCCACAUUAGCUUGCAUUUGUUUUCACUACAGCUGACGGCUGCGGCCUCAGGGAGCGGAGCAACAGUUCUCAUCUCACCGUAACAUUACUUAAGCUAGAGCCCAUAAAUAACAGUGUCUUGCACUUACAAUUCACAAUUAUCAACAGCAAAUGUAAAUUUGCUCAUUAAUAACGAGCAGGAUCAUGACCUGGCAAUGAGACUCAACAAUCAACUAUCUUUCUCUUCUCUGAUGGUUGUUUUUGUUCAGGCCCGGUGGUUCCUUCAAAUGCCAUUAGGAGCACUAAGAGGAGCCAGAUUUUUUUCACAGAUUUUCAAAAUAUUUUUAUAAAGAUUACCUACUGCAGCUUUAAAUGCAUCAAAUGCAAAAGGCCAAACCAAUUACGUGCCUCAGUCUACUCCACUGUGCAGCAUUAGCACUAGCAUUUAGCAGCAGGUUUACAGUUUGCUUUGUGUUAGGACUAAAGGUUAAUAUGAAGAUUAGCACUGUCUUUUCUUACUGACUUGAUUUUUGGAUACAUUUUUAUUGUGUUUUUUUUCUGUGUAACUACUGUUUCUGCUCUCGGUUAAUAGUUGAUGAUUGAACGUUUUUAAUGAAUUUGUGGGAAUUGUAGUUUUUUUAAUUAUAUAAUAUCUGAUGUUUACUGAUUUUACACUCCAAAAAUGCUCAUUAUUACUGUUUUUUGUCAGUAGUUUUGAUUCUAAAGCUUAUUUAAAUGUCAAUGUAGACAGUUUUUGAAGGCUUUUUACAGAUGGUAAUGGUGUGUUAUGGGAAAUAAAAUUCUUACUGACUGUA